Messenger RNA from Micropterus dolomieu (smallmouth bass), 4662 nucleotides. RefSeq lists its product as uncharacterized. Bases 306 to 2786 code for a protein of 826 amino acids. Gene Ontology annotation, biological process: regulation of DNA-templated transcription. The transcript is spliced from 3 exons. The record is from RefSeq and is a predicted model, not a curated record. Lineage: Eukaryota; Metazoa; Chordata; Actinopteri; Centrarchiformes; Centrarchidae. Gene Ontology annotation, molecular function: RNA polymerase II cis-regulatory region sequence-specific DNA binding; DNA-binding transcription factor activity, RNA polymerase II-specific.
AACCUCUUUCCGGAAUCGUCUUCGCUAGCUACAGAUGGCUAACUCCAAGCUAAAGCAAAGCGGCUCGGUUGGCUGCGGCGACGAGCGUUAGUAUCACAUCAACAGAAAGGAUUUACUCACUUGAAAACACAUCAAAACGCUGUUAUACAACACUCCAAUAAGGGGGAGCUGUCUCAUUUGCCGCUUCACCAGCCUUCUCUGAUGAAUGAAAGCCCUUGAAGAUGGAGGUUUACUCUACCCUAUAAUUGUAGCCUUUGUAUUUGUGGGACCUGCUGCCAGUUGACCAGUGGACCUCACUUCUCAACAUGAAGCCUGUCAGCUAUCAAAGCAUGCCAUCGUCUGUGAACGGUGGACACCCGAAUUUGGCUUUGGAUCGUGUAUUGAGCACGUCAAACGUGAUGUAUUGUGACAAAUGUGGAUUUGCAUCUACAGACGCAGCAGUGUUCAAGAAGCACAUGAUCGAGCAUAUGGGGACGCGGUUUUACUGUUUUUAUUGUAACAAUGUCUCAUUCAGUGAGGCAGAGUUAAAUGCUCACCUGAAGCAACACACUGCAAAGUAUCCUUUCAAAUGUCCCCACUGUGGACAGGGGUAUAUGAGGAGGCUGUGCCUUGUGAAGCACAUUGAUCGUUUGCAUAGUAAAAGCAUUAGUCAAGGACCUGCUAAGCCUGGCACCACAAAAAAUUCACAUAUUCCUGUCUCCAGUGCCUUACCAAGUGUGCCCUCUGCUGAUCCAUCAUCUCUUCUACCAGCUGUUCGGGUAAAAAUACCUACCCCGAGUGCAGCUGCAGUCAGACUGGGUAAAGAUGAACAGAGGGGGAAAACACUGGACGCAAAUGCAUCAAAUGCCACUAAUGGUAAUGCAGAACUUUAUACCCCUUUGAAUGGACUCAUUCAGCACAACAGGGCCCUAACGGUCUCUCUUCCAGAGGAAGUAACUAUCCCUGCUGGGUGUUUGGUUGAACUUGUUGAGGUGAAAACUGUCAAUGGGACAAAGGAGCUAAAGCUGAGGCUCGUCUCUCAACAAGAAAAUGAGUCUGUGAUAAAAGACACAAGGACCACAGUCUCUCAAAAUGCUGCACUGGGUAAGCCACUCUCAUCCACAUUACAUUAUCCAAACACUGUGAAGUCUAUGAGUUUGGGGACGUGCACCAUUAACAGGAAACAGUGUGAAACAAAGACUCUGAAUGUGGAGCGUCCUGCUGUAGUCCCAGCCAAUAUCUCCAAAAACCUCCAGAAUCAAGUAAGCAAAGACAAAGGUGGAUUGAAAAGAACGUCACAAGAAAUAAUCAACUUGGAAUGCCACACAGUCGUCCCAAACAAGGUUCCCAAAAGCAUCCUGAAUCCUGUAAGAGAAGGAAAUAGUGGGAUCAAAGUUACACAGAGAGAACCUGUGAACCAUAAUGCAGCUCCGCCCACUAUUACCUCCGUCAGGGUUGUCAACAGGUUGACUAGCACCCCGCAUCCACAAAACAUGGGAGCUUGUGUUUCUCAGAGAGCAGUGGAUGAGAGAAAGACUUUAAUUCCAGAGCAUUCCAAGAGCAUCCCACCCAGGAGGUCAAGUGAAAUAAAAAGCCUUCCUCAAGAUGUGUCGGUGUCUGUUAAGAUGGAACCCGGGGAGAUCUGCCCUAAGAACAGCACUUCAAAAAUAAGGAAAGAGGCGAUAGGCUUGAACCAGCAAAGUUUGAAAUCAGCUUCUCCAUCCUUGAGUGUUCCCAUUGCUGCAGCGGCCCAAGCAGUUUCAGUUUGUAAGGAUAAUGUUGCAAAUCCAUCCUUUUCAUUACCCAGGACUGUAACUGAGCCCUCAUCAGUCAAAACACCUGUGCUUUCUAAUCGCACAAAUUCUAAGAUCUCAACUUGGAACCAGGAAGUCGGAUCCAAUGAGAGAGCUGGAGAGGGAGAUGUGCCUGAAAGUUUUCCGGUCAUCUCUUCCGUGUUUUCAUUAAGUCAACAACCGGAGGACGUGCAAGGCUCCAUUCAACCACUGGUAAUGGCUCUGCGUGGUAUAGUGAUGGAUAAAAGUAACAGUUCUGGUGGUACAACUCGAGAGCAUACCAGGAUAACAAACAGCACAGAGCAGGUGAAGGAGGCGCCGACAUCAGGGUACUGUUCUCAGGUGGCCACAAAAGAGAGAGCCUUCACCCGCGACCUUCUGUUGACAGAGCUGACCAGUGAGUCUGUAAAAGUAGAGGAGCAUGAUAAGGGUAUUCAGCACCCUCAUGCACUGCCCCACAACCUAACCAAUGUCAAGGUGGAAAAAAAGAGCACUACGCCAAAAGACAAUAAUAAAUGCAGUCACACCUUCCACAAACCUUCCACAGCUGAGGAAGCUGUCUCUAAAAUUGCCACACAUGUAGAUGCGUCUGGGACGGCAGACUCUCCGCAGCAAACGGCAAAAAGUGAACAGGACAUCUCCUCUAAGUUCCUGACUGUGUCUCUGAAAAGGGUUCAAGUAGGCGUUUGGAAAAAAAGCAAGAAGGGACUGAAACUUAGAAUAUCCAAAUACAAGACUCAGGUGCCUAUGGCAAGUCUAGCUGACUGUACAGUUAUUUACCCAAUGCCGCUGAAGGUGGACCAACUGGUGAAACGACCAGGGCCGUACCAGCCUGUGGUGGUGCUCAAUCACCCAAAGCCCCGGGCCCCCAUACAGGGAGUGAGAGCAGACACUUUAGCUGAAACAGGAGCCUCUGAGGUGGUUCCAAAGUGCCAAAUCUUAAAAAUGAGGCUGAGCAAAGUGAUGGGGCAGAAGUAUGAGGUGAUGGGGUGCACUGUUGGAGUGUCUCCGUGAAUUUAUCAGACAAUGCAUCAAUGGACUGAGUGUACAUUUCCAGAAAAAACUAGUAUUACAGUCGGAACAUGUUGACCUUGAAAACUGACAAAAUAUUAAGGCAAUUAUUUUCUUUAUGGGAGCAUAAGAUUUAAUGGACAUCUUAGUAUCACUGAACAUUUUGUUAUACCAAUGUUGUUUAUAUAGGCAUGGGAUAUGGAAUAUUCAAGUGCAAUGCAGUUUUGCUGCUUUGAGUCAUGAAACAUGGAUCACCUGUAGUAGAUUGCAGUCAGUUUGAGAAACCAGUAGAUGUGCCAGAGUUGAGGCAUAAACGCAUGCUGUUUACUUAAAAAGGAUAUCAUAAUGUAUUUAUUUUUUUGUUCGCAUAAGUAAUAUUUUACUGUUCAUCUGGCCCCUCUAAGAUCCAACUGCAAAAUAUAAACAACGAAGAUAAGGAACAUGCACAGCUACCAUUUUUAUUGAAGGAAAAAUCAGUGGUGUGGGUAUUAAGUAAUACUGAAAUAUUUGGUUUGUGGUGACAUUUGUGUAAGAUGUAAUAUCCCGUGGGUCAAACCUCACAUGCAAUAUUUGGCACAAAAAAGUUAACAAUGAAAAAUAUGUUAUUCUAAGCUCCAUUUGCUGUUAUUACUCAGAUAAACACAACAUCCCAGGGCAAGAAAAAAACAAAACUUCAAAAUAUAUGGACGUAAAACACUUAAAAAGCCUAUAAAAUGUUUUGCUUCUUAGACAGGGACCCCUUAUAUGUCUUUUGUUGUGACGAUGGCUAGUUGCAUAGACACUUAUGCUGCAUACCAAUUCACAAGUUGCACCCAGUAAGUCAAACAUUUCAAUGUCGAUAACUGGUCAACAAAGCAUGUCCCAAAUGCCACUUCAAAUCUGGCCUGAGAAAUUAGGCUUUCUUUGAGAUCACAGCCAGUAUCAUAUGUGCAGCACUCAGUAUCUUUUUAUCCAUAGUAUGUUGGUCACUAGUGUAGUGGUGCAUUCAGGCACUUCUUGCAAACUCUUUAAUCUUGUUGUGUAUGACCGUGUCAUAUUUACCAGAUGAUCAUUGGUCACUGGUAAAAUUCUCAAAUGAACUGUACCAAUGGAAAAGACACAGCCAAGUGUAAAUAAUAUAAGCUGGGCACACACACCACUGUUUGUUUUGUUAAUCAGUUUGCAUAUGUUGUGAAUCACUGGGUGUAGCAGAGAAGUUAUCUUUGCCCGUUGUAUGUCAUGUGUUGUGUGAAGUGAAAGAUAGUGUAAGCCUGGGUAAUAAGGAAUAUGCCCAAGUUUUCCACCAGUAUUUACCAAUUUGCUGGCCAUUCUUGGUGAUAAAUUUUAAUGUUUUUAACUUUACCAGUUGACGAGGAGUGCCUGAAUGCACCACCGUUAGUUUUGGUUUAUGUGAGGCUGCAGCUAAAAACUACAAUUUUGACGAUUUCUUAUAGUCCCUAGUACAGAUGGAUAAGAAAGGUGAACUUAUUAAUGGCUAGUUUCUGUUACUAUAUAAUUCCUAUUAUUUUUUACCACAUAGGUGUUUGUUUUCAUGUGUGUAAUUAAUCGCAUAUAUUUUGUGAUUAACUUAAGGAUACAGUCCCAGAAACAAGUGUUAAUGCAGAAUAAUCCUCUUGGACCAUUGUUACUCCUUGUGCCAUACAGUUUGCUUUCCUUACUGUCACUGCAUAACCUCUUUGCAGAAGAAACUGGAGUUUCUUAAAUAGCGGUGCAAAAUGGAGUGGAUCAAAGCAGCCCAAACUGGUUUAAUACUGUAACAAAAAGCCACAUACUUGUAUUUUUUUUUAAUUUUAUCUUACUGCCAUGUACAUAAUCAUUGAUUGUUGUGAUUCUGGGGCCCUUGAAACCCAUUAAAACUUGUAUAUUUUACAAAAAAACA